Messenger RNA from Populus nigra (black poplar), 1259 nucleotides. RefSeq lists its product as uncharacterized. Gene Ontology annotation, biological process: glucose metabolic process; beta-D-galactose catabolic process via UDP-galactose, Leloir pathway. NCBI's taxonomy places the organism in Eukaryota, Viridiplantae, Streptophyta, Magnoliopsida, Malpighiales, Salicaceae. The transcript is spliced from 5 exons. The record is from RefSeq and is a predicted model, not a curated record. Gene Ontology annotation, molecular function: carbohydrate binding; aldose 1-epimerase activity. The coding region runs from base 108 to 1121 and encodes 337 amino acids.
GAAAAAAACUAGCAAGUACUCUAAAACAAAGCAAAGCCAACCACAACAAAAGAAGCGAAAGAAAAACUGUUUCUCGAAGUCUCAGUUUCGUGUUAAGUGAGUGAGUGAUGGCAGAUCAGAAGCCACAAAUCUUUGAACUCAACAAUGGGACCAUGCAGGUCAAAAUCACCAAUCUGGGUUGCACCAUUACCUCCUUGUCUUUACCUGACAAAAAUGGUAAUUUGGCUGAUGUGGUUCUUGGAUUUGACUCUGUUGAGCCAUAUUUGAAUCGUGUUGCACCUUAUUUUGGUGCCAUUGUGGGUCGAGUGGCGAACAGGAUCAAAGAUGGGAAGUUCACUCUUAAUGGGGUAGAUUACACCUUACCCGUCAACAGGCCUCCAAACAGUCUUCAUGGUGGGCAUAAAGGUUUUGAUAUAGUUGUAUGGGAGGUAGCAGAGUAUAAGAAAGGAGAAAAACCAUCCAUUACUUUUAAAUACCACAGCCGUGAUGGAGAGGAAGGUUACCCUGGGGAUCUUUCUGUAACUGCAACUUACACACUAACUUCAAGCAUGACAAUGAGACUUGACAUGGAAGCAGUGGCUGAGAUUAAGGCCACUCCAGUGAGCUUAGCUCAGCAUACUUACUGGAACCUAGCUGGCCACAACUCGGGGAACAUACUUGACCAAUCAGUUCAGAUAUGGGGAUCUCAUGUUACUCCUGUAGACCAGAACAUAGUCCCAACAGGUGAAAUCAUGCCAGUUAAGGGCACUCCUUUUGACUUCACCACCGAAAAGAAGGUUGGUGCUUCAAUUCACGAGGUUGGUUUAGGGUAUGAUCAUAACUAUGUGCUCGACUGCGGGGAGGAAAAGGAAGGUUUGAAGCAUGCUGCAAAAGUCAAGGAUCCAUCUAGUUCAAGGGUCCUUGAUUUGUGGACUAAUGCUCCCGGGAUGCAGUUUUACACUGCAAACUAUGUGAAUGGAAUUGUUGGUAAAGGAGGUGCUGUUUAUGGAAAGCACUCAGGACUAUGCUUGGAGACACAGGGAUUUCCCAACGCCAUCAACCAACCAAACUUCCCGUCGGUGGUUAUUCAACCCGGCGAGAAGUAUGAGCACACCAUGUUGUUCGAGUUUUCAAUCGAGUGAGAAACAAUAGCCCGUUGAAGGGUAGAAGUCAGAAUAAGUAAUUAAUUACGUUUUACAGACUACCAACGAGUGUGAAACCUGGUGUUUUGCCCAUCUAAUAUAUCACCCCAGAUAAUAAAAUGAUGAGAUUCAAGUCUU